UUCCUCCCAGCAGGCUCCAGCAGCUUCCUCCUCCCUCUUUGUUUCCUUCUUCCGCUCAGACGCUCAGAGUGUUUCAGUGAGAAGAAAGAGGAGAUGUGAACAUGCAGCUCUUCCUGGCUCUCUUCUUCCUGCUGGGAAUCCCCAGCGGGGCUCCAGAAAUUCACUCUCUCAAGUAUUUCUACACUGGAGCCUCCAAUGUUCCAAACUUUCCAGAGUUUGUGCAAGUUGGUUUGGUGGAUGACAUGGAGGUUUCUCGCUACGACAGCAACACCAGGAGAAAAGUUCCCAAACAGGACUGGAUGAAUAAAAUCACAGAAGAAGAUCCAACGUACUGGGAGGAAACCACUCAACGCCUGAAGGGAUCUCAGCAAACCUUCAAAGCAAACAUUGAGAUCUUGAAGCAGCGUUUGAACCAAACUGGAGGUGUUCAUAUUCUCCAGGUCAUGUACGGUUGUGAAUGGGACGAUGAAACUGAUGAAGUGGUGAACGGAUAUGAACAGUAUCAUUUCGAUGGAGAAGAUUUCCUCGUUUAUGACCUGAAGACAGAAACAUGGAUCGCUCCAGUUCAACAGGCUGUUCCCACCAAACACAAGUAUGAACAUAACAAAGCUUUUAUGGCUCAGCGGAAGCAGUACCACACCACAGAGUGUGUUGAUUGGCUGAAGAAGUAUGUGGAGUUUGGUCGGAGCUCACUGAUGAGAAAAGAUCUUCCCUCAGUGUCUCUCCUCCAGAAGACUCCCUCCUCUCCGCUCACCUGCCACGCUACAGGGCUCAAAGAUGAAGACUGGGGGAGGUACAGCUGUGUGUUUCAUCUGGCUGGAGGACAGGAAGUCUCCAAGAGACUGGACAAACGGGACAUCAGGACCAACUGGAAGACAAAUGAUGGAGGGUUUCCCACUGGAGCUGUUGCUGGAGGAGUUGUUGCUGCUCAGUUCCUCCUGACAGGCUGCAUCAUGGGACUCAUCGUCUGCUUGAAGAAACGACCUCAAGGGUUCAGAGCCACUAACACCAAUGAAACUUCCUCUUCAGCAGGAGAAGAUCCAGCGCUGGAGGAAGUUAGUCCAUCAAGUGAAGCAUGAUGUCCGGGUUGUUCCAGAUGGGUAAGCCCCUAAAAGACGCCCCCCCUGGACCAGAUGUCUGGAGGGUUCCUCACUCCAGGAGCUCCAGAGAAGAGCAUGAGGGACAGAGCUGAGCAGCCAGCAGUAAAGUCCAGGGGGGAUUCUCUCCUCUGGAUGCUGAUGUGUUGCAGUGGAGGAAAGAACAGCUGGAUCUUCCACUGCUUUCCAAACUGGCCUCCAGCUGCUGUCCAUCCCUGCAACAAGUGUCCAUCAGAGGAGAGCUGAGCUCAGCUGGUGACAGACAGCAGGAGCAGCACAGCAGUCUGCUUCUUCCUGAACAUGUGGACCAGCUGAUGCUCCUCCAGGAAAAGCCCACGCUCAGUCAUAUGAAGUGAAGCCCUCAGUGAGGGAGGAUCGCCAACACCGCUGGACUUUUGGCCCCGAUCGUCAUCAGAGAGCUGUUUCUGUUUGGUGAACUU
Molecule: messenger RNA, 1537 nt
Organism: Salarias fasciatus (jewelled blenny)
Lineage: Eukaryota; Metazoa; Chordata; Actinopteri; Blenniiformes; Blenniidae
Product: H-2 class I histocompatibility antigen, Q9 alpha chain-like
Exons: 10
Coding region: 102-1079 (325 amino acids)
Biological process (GO): immune response
Cellular component (GO): external side of plasma membrane
Source: RefSeq, a predicted model, not a curated record